CCAAAGAUCGUCUAGAAAAUUCCGUGUGGCGAAUCGCGCGAAAAUAAAACAGGUGAGUGCGACGGACGCGCGUCACUUUCCGAUGCCAGUGCGGCAAUCGAUUUCGAUCGUAACGAACUUUACUUGGGGGGCUUUCGUCUAAAGACGUCUAAAGGCAAAACGCAACUUUUCUAUUAUUAGUGCGGCAAAGGUUUGUUGUGGCAGAGCUGCAUCGUGGAUGUGAGUGAGAGCAACAACUGGUCCAGUUUUUGACUAGGAGAUCAUCGGAAAACUGCAUCGAUCGAACGAUCACAAUGUCCUACUUCUACGAACCCUACAACGGCUUCCAAAAGCGCUCGGAAUUCUUCCAAAGCAACAUGUCCCAAAACAUGCACAACUUCAUGUCCCCCUUCGUGACCUCCAAGCCCCAGGUCAACGUCAAGGAAGCCUUUGAAGUCAGCGUGGACGUACAACAAUUCGCCCCGCACGAGCUGUCCGUCAAAGUCACAGACGAGAACGUCGUCACAGUAGAAGGCAAACACGGCGAGAAAAGAGACCAGCACGGCACAAUAUCCAGACACUUCGUGCGCAAAUACGACAUACCGCAAGGCUACGACACCACCAAAAUCGAAUCCCGCCUCUCGUCGGACGGCAUCCUCACCAUCCUCGUCGGCAAGUUCGUGAAGGAGAAACGCGACUUCACCGUUCCUAUCAAGCAAACCUUCCAGCCGAAGAAAACGACGUUCCAACCUGAAUCGCCGGCGCCGAAGGUGGACGUCAACUCGAACCACCAGACGGUGGUGGACGAGCAGAAAAUCGCAGACUCGCCCAGGAUUAUGGAGGAGAAGUUCAGGAAGCCGAACGAACGGCUGAUCAGGGUGCAGAUGGAACAGACGCCGGAGAGGGAUGCCAAAACUAACGGCAACCAAACUGCUCUUUAAUAUGUGUAUUUGUGUUGUCAAAAUAAGUAUUAGGAGUUCGAUGUUGUGUAUAUAAUUGUGAUGUUUAAUAAAGCUUAUUUAUUUUUUUAGACUUAAUAUUAAGACGAAUUGUUGUGUAUGAUGGUACGAAAUAACAAGGACAUGAGAAGUUA
Molecule: messenger RNA, 1072 nt
Organism: Aethina tumida (small hive beetle)
Lineage: Eukaryota; Metazoa; Arthropoda; Insecta; Coleoptera; Nitidulidae
Product: heat shock protein 23
Exons: 3
Coding region: 294-920 (208 amino acids)
Biological process (GO): protein refolding; response to heat
Molecular function (GO): protein folding chaperone
Source: RefSeq, a predicted model, not a curated record